Molecule: messenger RNA, 951 nt
Organism: Elephantulus edwardii (Cape elephant shrew)
Lineage: Eukaryota; Metazoa; Chordata; Mammalia; Macroscelidea; Macroscelididae
Gene: TMEM231
Product: transmembrane protein 231
Exons: 7
Coding region: 1-951 (316 amino acids)
Biological process (GO): regulation of protein localization; cilium assembly
Cellular component (GO): ciliary membrane; ciliary transition zone
Source: RefSeq, a predicted model, not a curated record
AUGGCGCUCUAUGAGCUCUUUUCCCACCCCGCCGAGCGCCGCUACCGCGCGGGGCUCUGCUCCAAGGCCGCGCUGUUUGUGCUGGUGGCCGCCGCGCUCACGUACAUCCCGCCGCUGCUCGUGGCCUUCCGGAGCCACGGGUUCUGGCUGAAGCGGAGCAGUUACGAGGAGCAGCCGACCGUGCGCUUCCUGCACCAGGUGCUGCUCGUGGUGCUGCUGGGGCCCGAGCGUGGCGGGCACCUGGCCUGGAGCACGUUCCCGGCCUUCAACCAGCUGCAGGGGGAGCAUCUGCGCAUCCCGCUCGUCUCGACCCGAGAAGAGGACAGGAACCAAGAUGGGAAAGUGGACAUGUUGCAUUUUAAACUGGAGCUGCCCCUGCAGCCCACGGAGCACGUGCUGGGUGUGCAGCUCCUCCUGACCUUCUCCUACCAGUUGCACCGGAUGUCCACAUUCGUGAUGCAGAGCAUGGCCUUCCUCCAGUCCUCCUUCCCCAUUCCCGGGUCCCAGCUGCACAUGAAUGGAGAGUUGAGGCUGCAGCAGAGGCAGCCACUCGGCUCAGGUGGCCUGGAUGUGCGCUACAACGCCUCUGUGAUCGAUGGCACCAGCCCUUUCGCCUUUGACUACGACCUCACCCGCAUUGUUGCCGCUUACCAGGAAAGGAACGUUACCACUAUCUUCAUGGACCCUAAUCCCAUCUGGCUGGUUGGAAGGGCUGCUGAAGCUCCGUUUGUGAUCAAUGCGGUGAUCCGGUACCCCGUGGAAGUCAUUUCCUAUCAGCCAGGAUUCUGGGAGAUGAUCAAGUUUGCCUGGGUCCAGUAUGUCAGCAUCCUGCUCAUCUUCCUCUGGGUGUUUCAAAGAAUCAAAAUAUUCGUGUUUCAGAAUCAGGUGGUGAGCACCAUCCCAGCAACAGCCGUGCCCUCGAGAGAGCUGUGUAAGGAGCACUUGUCAUGA